Sesamum indicum (sesame) is the source of this 1901-nucleotide messenger RNA. RefSeq names its product adenine nucleotide transporter BT1, chloroplastic/mitochondrial. The record is from RefSeq and is a predicted model, not a curated record. Lineage: Eukaryota; Viridiplantae; Streptophyta; Magnoliopsida; Lamiales; Pedaliaceae. Gene Ontology annotation, biological process: transmembrane transport.
AUCUCCUUUUGCAAAAGGAGAAAUGGGAUUUUAGUAUUUGAUUAAAAUUUGCAUGUGGGGUUGAAAAGAGAAAGAAUAGGGAGUUGGAGUCCCAGUCCCAGUCCCAACCUCCGCUCUGCUCUCUCUUCUCUUCCUCUCAAACAACACAAACCCUUAUUGAAUCCUCCGCCUCCAUAAUCUCAACCCCUCCUUUUUCAGAUUCUCUCACCAUAACACAUCUCGUUUAUUAUACUCCCCGAUUUCUAUUUUCUCCCUUUUUCCUCAAUAUUCUUUCGAUAUAGAAACAUUUUUCCUAAUAUUCUUCUCACCUACCCUAUUCUCAAGAAUGGAGCUUUUGCCCCAAAUCAAAUCUUUUGCUCCUUCACCGUUGCCAUAUUGCCUCGAAACAUAAAAUUUCUCAAGUCCGGGUUGUUUUGAAUUUAUCAAAAACAGGAGAGGGGGAGAGACCGAUUAAGAACAGAGAAAUCAAGUACACACUGAUACAAGGUUUUGGUUUUUGAGGUUUAUACACUCUGGAAUUAUGGGUAAGAGCGUCAAAAUGCAGUCUUUGGAGUUUAAGAACGAGGGUUUUUUAUCAAAUUCUCAUCUGGGCCUCCACUGGAAUCUCCAAGAUUGCAACUUUUACCCGGCCGGUGGCUUGUUUGCGUCUGUGAGUCAGAUGGGAAACAACGAAAACGGCGGUUUCAAAUUGCCAUGUGCAGAUUUGCUUGUGAAGUAUGUUUCAUUGCCCGAGGGGUUUAAGAUUUUAGGUAUGACGGAGGAGGAAAAGGGGUUGGUGAAUAAGAAGAAAAGUGGGCUUAGGCUUAAGAUUAAGAUCUCAAAUCCCUCUUUGAGGAGGUUAAUUAGCGGCGGAAUAGCUGGUGCGGUUUCGAGGACUGCCGUGGCUCCACUGGAGACAAUUAGGACCCAUUUGAUGGUGGGUAGCAGUGGUCAUUCCUCUACGGAGGUCUUCCACAAUAUCAUGAAAACUGAGGGAUGGAAGGGAUUGUUUAGGGGGAAUUUCGUUAAUGUGAUUCGGGUUGCGCCUAGCAAAGCCAUAGAGUUAUUUGUUUACGACACUGUCAACAAGAAUUUGUCACCCAAGCUUGGUGAACAAUCCAGAUUGCCCGUUCCUCCUUCAUUGGUUGCUGGAGCUUGUGCUGGAGUCAGCUCAACUUUGGUUACAUACCCCCUUGAACUAGUCAAGACUCGACUAACCAUCCAGAGAGACGUUUAUAAUGGUUUGCUUGAUGCUUUUGUGAAAAUAUUGCAAGAGGGUGGGGUAGGGGAGCUCUACAGAGGUCUUACUCCUAGUCUUAUUGGAGUAAUUCCAUAUGCUGCAGCCAACUAUUGUGCAUAUGACACUUUGCGGAAAGUCUACAGGAAAAUUUUCAAGCAGGAAAGGAUUGGCAAUAUAGAAACCCUCUUGAUUGGAUCUGCAGCUGGUGCUAUUUCUAGCACUGCAACAUUUCCUCUAGAGGUGGCUCGUAAACACAUGCAGGUUGGGGCCGUCAGUGGAAGGCAAGUUUACAACAAUGUGCUUCACGCCCUUGCAAGCAUACUCGAACAAGAAGGAAUCCAGGGUUUGUACAAAGGGCUAGGCCCAAGCUGUUUGAAGUUGGUUCCUGCUGCCGGUAUAUCUUUCAUGUGUUAUGAGGCCUGCAAGAGAAUCUUGGUAGAGAAAGAAGAAGAUGCAUGAACGAAUCUGUUGACAAUAAAAGAAGGCAUGGUUUCAGAAUCCACUAUAGACAGACAUAGAUCGAAGAUACAAUACAAAUUUUUUGCGUUGACCACGCAAGUGUUGCAUUUUUUUCCCCAUUUGGAAGUUUUGCAUGGGUUUUUGGCCAAGUCUGAAGUUUUAGAUGAGAACUGAUAUAUGUUAUUUUAUUCAAAAGGUUUCUUCAAUGCCGGCGGUUUUCAGA